This is a messenger RNA of Schistocerca cancellata (South American locust), 2940 nucleotides long. It is a transcript of the gene MAN1, whose product is annotated as inner nuclear membrane protein Man1. Gene Ontology annotation, biological process: nuclear envelope organization; negative regulation of BMP signaling pathway. Bases 179 to 2395 code for a protein of 738 amino acids. NCBI's taxonomy places the organism in Eukaryota, Metazoa, Arthropoda, Insecta, Orthoptera, Acrididae. The record is from RefSeq and is a predicted model, not a curated record. Gene Ontology annotation, cellular component: nuclear inner membrane. Gene Ontology annotation, molecular function: chromatin DNA binding. The transcript has 12 exons.
UAUAGUGUCUGUGGAGAAGUUGUUUGUGAAUGUUGAGUUUGUAUGUUGGUUCAAAAGAAUGGUUGCUAAUUUAUUUUCGUCGUUUGGCGUGAAAGGUAUUUAAUAUAUUCCAGAAAUGACGUAGCUGUGCUGGAUAGUGUGAGACCACUGAGUUUGAAGAAACGUUAUUGUGAAAAUUAUGGCCGAUAUCAGUCAGCUUUCAAAUGAAGAAAUUAGAGCUGAGUUGCUAAGAUUCGGAUAUCAUGUGGGGCCAGUGACACAGUACUCCCGAAAUGUUUAUAUUAAGAGGCUUCAACAACUUUUAUCUGAAGAUGAGGAUAGUCAUACGAAAUCGGAUAUUAGGACAAGACUAGCAACAUUAAGGCUUUCAACAUUAAGCUCGGAAGAAGAUACCGACGAAGCAGGAACAGCAUCUUCGAACAGAGGUGGUAGAAAGAAGAGAAGAAGUUCGCACUUUCCGUCGAGCAACGUACCAUAUAGAAAUUCACGCGCAGCACCAAACAUAAAAGAUCCUUGCAUUGUUAAUGCGUUCAGAGUACCAGUUAUUCGACCAGCACGUAGAAGUCUAUUGGAGAGAGCAACUGGGGAAGUGAGAGAACGUGCAGAAUUCAGAGGCCGUUAUGCAGAUUAUUCAUCAGGACUGGAAAGUUCGGAAUCUGACGAAGCUGAUGCACGAUCUGGGUUUCAAUCUCGUAAAAAAAAUGUAUCAUCGGACGUCACAAGUAGGCCUACUUACCAUUCCAAAACAGCUGAGAGUCGUAGGAAGUUGUUACCUACAGGAACAUCAACUUCAAGCUGGCUGUCCACUAUUCGCUCUGUCAUUAACCCACUGGGUUCUCUGAUGUCAGGCUUUUCAAGGCGUUCUCGUGUGUCAGACAGCCGUAUAGAAAACAAUGGGUAUAUUCCACAACCCAGCAGGUUUGGCAGUUUGGAACGACAAGGUAACAGAACUAUAGAAAGUUUCCCGACAACAGAAGAGAGGAAUUGGUUUUCACGAAAUUGUCAAGUUGUGCCGAAGACACUUGUUUUGAUUGUGAUGCUUUUUUUCCUUGGCCUGGCAGUAUCAUAUGCAGCUCUAGGAAGAGUUAAGUCAUACCGGAGUCACACAGGAAACAAUUACCCCAUCUGUUCAAACCAAGCAGGUCCCUCGAGAAACUGUGUGCCGAGGGAUAAGCUGCACGCAGCUACCAGUUUAUUUAAGAUUGUUGCUCCACUCAUUCAAGAGAAAUCUGAAGAAUAUGCGUGCCUGUCGCUAUAUGGACAAGCAGAACGGACACUUUUGACAAGUUCUGCUCUCUUGGCUUACGUGAAAGAGAAGGGAUAUUUUUAUGACCAAGAUGACAUUAAGAAUAUGGAUGUUCUCAUAUUAUUCAAUCGUCACUGGGGAUAUACACUAAACAGGACAGGUGGAGGAGAAGUUAUGUAUGUUUAUACAAUGAAAGCACCUGUUAAGUGCUAUUUAAUGUAUCACCUCAGUUGGUUCGUGAAUCGAUUGGUCGAAGCUGCACUUUGUGUGAUGGUGAUUUAUAUUGUCUUUAAGCUGCUGUCAGUUUACAAAGCACAUGCUGAAGCUCACAAAAGAAAUGUUCGUGCAAUGGUGGGUCGAAUUACCAAGUUUCUUAGAACAGAAUCUGACAACAAUGCUGAAGAACCAUUUUUUGUUGUUAUUGAUUAUGUUCGUGACCAGCUGAUACCAGCGAAAGACUAUAAACGUAUGGCUUUGGUUUGGACGUCAGCUGUUAAUUUUAUUAGACACAAUGAUCCACGUAUUAAGGAAGAACAGUGUGUCGUUAAUGGAGAACUGAAGACCGUGUGGCGCUGGUUGCCAGAGUCUGGAAAUGCAUCAUCUGAGCACACACAAGAAUUUAAUAAAUCUUCACAAGGACGUCGCUCAGUUUUGUCCAAUGAAAAUUUUUCUGGUUCGAGUGGUGAAGAUAUCAAUCAGGAGAAACUGUCCAGAAGCAAUAGUUACCGAAGCAGUAAGAUCUGGCAAGGUCAAGCAUUUGAAACCAUGGCGGGAAGUCCAAACUCUGUGCCUUGCAGCCCAACACCUUGUCUGAAAAUUCGACACAUGUUUGAUCCAGAUGCCGAGCAUGGUGAAGACUGGCCAACAUUUAUUCGAGACGCCAUACUAGAAAAGUGUGAGGGAGUGGCCAUCCUUCAUCUCUUUGUUGACAAAUCUUCUCGUGAAGGAUGUGUGUAUGUGAAGUGUCAGACACCAGAAGAUGCAGGCAGAGCGUAUUGUGCACUGCAUGGCUGGUGGUUUGGUAAUUCACACCUUGUCACAGUCAAAUACCUUAGGAUUGAAAGAUACCAUGAACGCUUUCCUGAAGCAGUGAAUGCUAAAACUGUACUGAAGCCUUCCAACAAUCAAAGAUUGUCCUUGGGAGACUAGCAUCAUUACAAAUUCUUAUGGUUGUGUUGCUGGACGAGUGCCAUAGAGUGGUGGUACUGUGCGUUUGUUGAGCUGAGUGAUUUCCCAAUAACCACAUAUCCUUAUAAUUAAAGACAAGUGUUUAUUAUUAGUCUUCAUGUUGGUAUUUUAGAGAUUCCAACACAUGCCUGAUAAAUAUGGUUACAGUGAUAUAGUAAGGUUUACUGCAGCACUUGUGAUUUUUAAAUAACUUCUUUUGUGGGAGCUGCAGAAGUUCUGUUGCUGCAAAAUUUGUAGCAUGUACCUGAAUGACGUUUUCCUUGUACCUGUGUAUACUUGAGCCACAGCACUGGAAUAUAAUUUUUUGAGUGAUUAGGGUAUACUAAUUUUGUGUUCAAAGAUGUGUAUUUGGCUUUUGAUUGUAUGUAUGCCUCCUGUAUCUCUGUUUCCAUAAGUUGAAAUGUGAUAAUGCUAACACUGUUAAAGAAAUUUUGACACUAUAUGAAAGAGCGCUAUUUUUUAUAUGUGGUGUACUUUAACAAUUUUAUUACAUCUAAAAUAAGAGA